This is a messenger RNA of Hordeum vulgare subsp. vulgare (domesticated barley), 2065 nucleotides long. RefSeq names its product protein DETOXIFICATION 16-like. The coding region runs from base 120 to 1649 and encodes 509 amino acids. Gene Ontology annotation, biological process: xenobiotic detoxification by transmembrane export across the plasma membrane. The transcript is spliced from 9 exons. Lineage: Eukaryota; Viridiplantae; Streptophyta; Magnoliopsida; Poales; Poaceae. Gene Ontology annotation, cellular component: membrane. The record is from RefSeq and is a predicted model, not a curated record. Gene Ontology annotation, molecular function: antiporter activity; xenobiotic transmembrane transporter activity.
GCUGCAUCACAGAGGUCUUGCCAGAAUUUCUCUUGGAUGUCUCAUGAGUUGGCUGUAUCUAUGCGUGGAGUUCCUUCCUCACAAACUCCAAUUUUGUUGUUGACCGUGGCUGAUUUCUGAUGUUAACCCGAAAUUCAGGAACCCAUUCUGGAUCUCGUAUGAAUAAACCACGGGAACAAGAGCGUGAGAUUUCAAGUAUGUUGCCAACCAUGGAGGAGCCCCUUGUUGGGGGCAACGGCAGCACUGACAAGACAGGAGCGUCAAAGGAGAGCUUGGUGGUGAUUGAGGUCAAGAAGCAGCUGUACCUGGCCGGGCCUCUCAUCGCCGGAUGCCUGCUGCAGAACGUCGUGCAGAUGAUCUCGGUCAUGUUUGUCGGCCAUCUCGGUGAGCUCGCUCUCUCGAGUGCCUCCAUCGCCACCUCCUUUGCCGGUGUCACCGGCUUCAGCUUGUUGGCCGGCAUGGCGAGCAGCUUGGACACGCUGUGUGGGCAAGCCUUCGGGGCAAAGCAGUACUACCUGCUCGGCAUCUACAAGCAGAGGGCGAUCCUUGUGCUCACGCUGGUGAGCGUUGUGGUUGCGGUGGUCUGGGCCUACACCGGGCAGCUCCUCCUGCUCUUCGGCCAAGACCCAGAGAUCGCCAUGGGGGCGGGGAGCUACAUCCGGUGGAUGAUUCCGGCAUUGUUCGUGUACGGGCCGCUGCAGUGUCACGUCCGGUUCCUCCAGACUCAGAACAUCGUCCUCCCGGUGAUGGCGAGCUCGGGCGUGACGGCGCUGAACCACGUGCUCGUGUGCUGGUUGCUCGUGUACAAGCUUGGGCUGGGUAACAAGGGGGCUGCCCUGGCCAACGCCAUCUCGUACCUGGCCAACGUGUCAAUCUUGGCUCUCUACAUCAGGUUCUCUCCAUCCUGCAAGAGCACCUGGACAGGGGUCUCAAAGGAGGCGUUCCGCGGCAUCCUUAGCUUCAUGAAGCUUGCCGUGCCAUCUGCGCUCAUGGUUUGCUUAGAGUGGUGGUCGUUUGAGCUGCUGGUGCUUCUCUCUGGACUUCUCCCAAAUCCUAAGCUCGAGGCGUCGGUACUGUCCAUCAGCUUAAACACAGGUUCGUUGGCAUUCAUGAUCCCCUUUGGGCUUGGGGCAGCCAUAAGCACCCGCGUCUCAAACGAGCUUGGUGCUGGGCGGCCUGAAGCUGCCCGCCUGGCCACCCGUGUGAUCAUGGUUCUGGGUCUCGCGACGGGUGUGUCGCUAGGACUUAUUAUGAUUUCGGUGCGCAAUCUGUGGGGGUAUGCCUACAGCAACGAGAAGGAAGUGGUGGAGUACAUUGCUAGAAUGAUGCCGAUUCUUUCCGUGUCCAUCAUUUUCGACGACCUGCAGUGUGUUCUUUCAGGUGUUGUUAGGGGCUGUGGCUUGCAAAAAAUUGGUGCAUGUGUCAACCUCAGUGCAUACUACCUUGUCGGCAUCCCGGCGGCCCUAUGCUUUGCCUUUGUCUACCAUCUUGGCGGAAUGGGGCUGUGGUUCGGAAUAAUCUGCGGACUAGUCGUCCAGAUGAUGUUGCUGCUGGCCAUUACCAUGUGCACCAACUGGGAUAAAGAGGCUCUCAAGGCAAAGGACAGGGUUUUCAGUUCGUCCCUGCCUCCAGACAUGACGGCGACAUGAACAUGAGACAAAGAUGCAGAAUUGUUCUUUGGCUAGGAGUCUAGGACCAGGACGCUAGCUCUCGGCAAAGGAGAUAAGGAACUCGUCAAGAAUUUGGUUACCGGCUUCGUCUCCAUGUCACCGGCAUGAUGCUUCCUCGAAGGAAACGUCAGCCAACGAGUGAUCUGUUUUGGUUAUUUUUGUAGAAGACGUGAGAUGAUUGGGAUGUUUUCACGGGCAAAGUCAUGGGCUUGAUACGAUACAAGGGAAUAAAGUAAAAUAUGGUGUGUACUGAAAAUCCGCUGUAUGGAUGCAACAUUGAGAAUUUGGUAGAUUAUUAAUUCCUUGAUUACAAAUAUUAGAUUGUUUUGUCUAUGUGGAAAAACUGGAUUACAAGGAUGCAGCCACUGUUAUCAUUUACAGUGAUUACGUGUGUA